UGUUCCCUGUCGUUUGUAUAUGUGUUCUGGACGAACUGGUGCUGACAGGGACUCCCCUCUGCUCCUCGUCCCUUGGAAAUAAUGUAAUCGCGAAUUAAAUGUUUGCUCGGCUAUCCGCGAUCCCUCGGUAUUUCUUGUACAUACAUACACUCGUGCGGAUGUUGGUCCUCGCUUGGUUAACCCUUGAACGAGGGAGCUGGCUUAAUCGCCAGUCAGAUUUGUGAAAAAUAUCCAAUGGUAUUUUGACUAAAAUUAGAGUUACCAAUUUUCUAACAGAAGAGUUUCAUAGACUGAAAAAUUAAAAAUUAAAAAUUAAAAAUCGCCAGUCAGAUUUGUGAAAAAUAUUCUGAUAUUUUGACUAAAAUUAGAGUUACCAUUUUUCAAACAGAAGGGUUUUAUAAAUUAAAAAUUAAAUAAUUUGUUUGCAUAGAUUUGACGCAUGAACGAGACUGGAAAAAAUCGUAUAUCCUCGAAGCAGAUUCUAGUUUGGCCAACAUUCUCCCCCUCUUCUCCGUCCGGCUACGUGACAAAUUGAGAUAAAUAAUUGUUUGCGGGUAUACACAAUGCUCUCUUGAAAUUUGUCACGGCGAUCCUCGAAACGGCACGCUCCGGAACGUUUGCGGGACUGAUACUCGUAAAAGCGAUACUCGAGCCGCAUCUGGUUCACAUUUUACUCUGGAAAAUGAUACUUGAAGAUCUGAUCGAUAUUAACCGCAGAUAUACCUAUUAAUCUGAUCCAUAGGAGACUGCCAGUCCCUCUAAGGAAGCAUCAACAAGCCACACACCAUGAAAUUCAAUCCCAGCCAAUGGAUAAUAUCAAAAUAUGCAAAUUGAACGUGAAAGCAAGAGAGGAAGCUGAAGAAUUAAAUGAGCCAAAGGAGUAUUUAACCUGCCUUAGCACCCAUUGGUGACCCAUAUGGGUGACGCUUGAAUUUCAAUAGGAAUCCAUCACUCAUACUAUUAGGAAAUACUUGUAUUAGAUACUUGAAAUUGUGGAUAAAAAUAUAAUGAAAUAUACAUAAGAUUUGUGAAGACAGAAGUAAUACUUAAUAGAAUUUUCAAUUCAAAGUGUUAAAGAGGACUAACUAUUAAUUGCUUAAGGAGUAUAAAAUUGAAAUAAAUUCAUAAUCAACUACAGAGAAGGUUUAAGGAGCGUCCAUUCGGGAGGAAACGAGCUCUCCUCGUCACGAAAAGGAUUAUUCCUCCUCGUUUCUCGUUGGUCCAUCCAGAACCUCCUCCUCCUCCUGUACGAUGUCAGAGGGUUGGAAAACGAUGGAAAUAAAAUUUCAUCCAGGCAGUAACAAUGAACCGCAGCAGUGUCGGGGUUGAUGUUCUGGUUAUUAACCGAUUGGCCAAUCGCUGAUGAUUCUGAUAGACGGUCGCACCUCUGGCACGGUCGCUAUUGGUCGAGGUCUCCGCCCAGGGGUUGGUAUCGAUCAUCCCCUUCGCUCUGCUAUAUAAACCAGUCUCCCCAGGGACUCUGCCGAUAGUCUGAAUCCUUGUUGUCCCCGUGGACAUUCUUGGCCUCCACGUGAAGUGUCCCGGAAGAGCUUAGAAAGUUACCUCAAUAAUUACAAGUGAAUGUUCAGAACGUUGGGGAGGAUUUCUUCGGAUCCUCAGCUACUUUGAAGGUUCACCCUUUGGAUAGAUUGACUCUAGAGGUUGCAAGUGAAGUGAUUAAUGAGCUGGUGAGGAGGAGAAAAGCGGAAUGGCGAGUCAUUCUACGUACGAGUACGAGGACAGAGGGCAGAGGAUGCGACAUAGGGUCGGUACCACUUCCAGAGCUGCUGACUCCACUGUGGCAUGCACCAGUAGUCAGUACUAUGUGGGUCCUAGCAGUGACAUCAGUGAAGAAGAUCUCGUGGAGCUGCCUUCCUGCGUUUACGCUGGAAGAUCCAGUCAACACGUUGCACAUACAUCCUCUCAUACUCAUUCUCCUCUCCAUUACCAUAUGCCAGUUUCUACACCUGAUCAUAACGAUACAGAGUUAAAUGGUGUAGAAGAGGGCUAUUAUCCAAACGGCAGCCCCUACAGAAUCCAACGGCACGCCGCGAACAUAAGGGAAAGGAAACGUAUGCUUAGCAGCAUCAACUCGGCUUUCGACGAGCUACGAGUUCACGUACCAACGUUCCCUUACGAGAAGAGGCUAUCGAAAAUCGACACUCUUCGUCUGGCGAUAGCUUACAUCGCUCUUCUCAGAGAGGUGCUGGCCGCCAGGCUCGACCCGUUGACUUACGUCGAGAGGUGCCUUAGGGGAGAGAUAAACGGGGAACGUGCUGAAUGGAAUACCAGUGAUUUGACAGCCCGCUUAUCAUGGAUAAACUGGGAGAACCUUGGAGUGAACCCUAAUCGACGAUCGGUAUUAACAACUCUGGCUCUAACCACGGACAAUAUGAACUAAAAAAGGAUCAUCGGAGAUAACUACAGAAAAAUUUUUCUUUCCUUUUUUUUGUAAAUAAAUAUCCAGUUGAAUAGAGUGCCAAAAGGAGGUUAUACAUAAAUGUGUAUAUUUCAGUUCUAGUCUCUACGUGCAAUACGAGCGACAAUGUUAUAUUUCGUACUUCUAAAUAUAAAUAUAAAUAUAUAUAUAUAUUAUACAUAAACGCGUGUACACGUAAAAAAAAGGGAAUAGCUAUUAUAGUUUUAGUAC
Messenger RNA from Osmia bicornis bicornis, 2650 nucleotides. RefSeq names its product basic helix-loop-helix transcription factor amos (gene Fer2). The transcript is spliced from 9 exons. Gene Ontology annotation, molecular function: RNA polymerase II transcription regulatory region sequence-specific DNA binding; DNA-binding transcription factor activity, RNA polymerase II-specific; protein dimerization activity. The record is from RefSeq and is a predicted model, not a curated record. The coding region runs from base 1709 to 2401 and encodes 230 amino acids. Lineage: Eukaryota; Metazoa; Arthropoda; Insecta; Hymenoptera; Megachilidae. Gene Ontology annotation, biological process: developmental process; regulation of transcription by RNA polymerase II.